This is a messenger RNA of Closterium sp. NIES-67, 2077 nucleotides long. Lineage: Eukaryota; Viridiplantae; Streptophyta; Zygnematophyceae; Desmidiales; Closteriaceae. The record is from the annotation of a GenBank genome assembly.
CAGGGGUUACAGGGGUUACAGGAAUUACAGGGGUUGCUGCAGUUAUGGGGAUAGAGGUGGUUUCGAAGGAGUGUAGAAGUGUGAGAGGGAGUCUAGACCUAUCCGACGAGGCGAAACGGCAGCAGCAGAAAGAGCAAGGGGAGAAGAAGAAGGAGCAGCAAAAUCAGCCGCAGCAGCAGCACCAGCACCAGCAGCAGGAGGCAGCAUUGGUCCCAAAGUACAUCCUCCGGGGGGUCAGGGCCACGAAACAAACCGCCAAGCCCCCUGCGCCCCACCCAGGGAUGGUCGGCUCUCCCCCACCUCCUGCACCCACCCCUGCUCCAACCACCCCUCUUCCUACCACCCCCACUCCACCCACCACCUCUCCUCCACCCGCCCCCGUCGCCCCGCUCCCCCCCUGCUCUGUGUGCAAAUCCCCGGAGGACGCCACCUCUCUCCUGUGCGACGCAUGCGAUGCCUGCUACCACCUGCGGUGCCUCAAUCCCCCAGCAGAGGAGCCGCCAGCAGGGGACGAGUGGCUGUGCGAAGCAUGUAUGGAGGAGCAGUGGGAGCGCGGGAAUGCAGUGGUAUUUGAAGACGAGGAGUUAUGGGAGAGACGGCAAAUGUGGUUGCUGAGGGGUGACUGGCUGGCAGCGCAAGGGCAUAUCCGAGUGGGACCCAUGUUCCAGGCUAUUGUGGGGGAGUGGAUGGGACCUCUGGUGAAGAAGGAAGAAGAAGAAGGAGGACGAGAGGAUGAACGCCUCGAGAGGCCUCUAUUUGGGCAGGAGAGGGCGCUGAGCGCAGGGGAGAAGGAGGCGGAGCUUGAAUCCAUGAAGCAGAGGCUGGCAGAGAGCAAGUGGCCGCUGGACUGGCAGCCGGUGCGCAACCUGCCAGCGUCAGCAGAGGAGCGGUGGGAGCAGUGCGAGGGCAUUCUGUUCUACGAGGGCGAUGUGCGGGCCGAUGGGAAGAUCGCUCGCAAGGACAUGGAGUGCGGCAAGUGGCGGAGGGUGCCGAGUGGCUUUGAGGUGGAGGACAAAUUCGAGUGCUCCUGUGCGCUCACCUUCGACCCGCACCACGCCGACUGCAUGGUGCCGCAGGAGCUACCCAAGAGGGACUUGGAGAGGCGGCUCAAGAUGAUAUCCGAGCUCAAGGCACAGAAACAGCAGCAGGGGUCGGAGAUGGGGGAGUGGAAGGAGCGCAUGGGCGAGCUUAGGGCGUUCAGGGCGCAGCAGGGGCACUGCCACGUGCCCCCCAGGAGUGCGCUGGGCGUGUGGCUGCAGAAGCAGAGGACGCUGCUGCGCCGCAACCGACUGUCGGCCGUGCAACGGGAGGAGCUGCAGCAGCUGAACGUGACCAUCAACCUGGAGGACGCGCGGUGGGAGGAGAACUUCGCUGCUCUCAUUGACUUCAAGCGCGACUACGGCCACCUGGACGUCGCCGCACCCCACCCGCUCACUAAGCCGUCCACUGCUGGUGCUGCUGCGGCUGCCACUGCUGCCACUGCCACUACUCCUGCUGGUGCAAGUGCUCGUGCUGCUGUUGGAGCAGGGGGGGCAGCAGCAGCAGCAACAGUAGGAGCUGGCGGUAACGGCGGCAGCAGCGGCAGCGGCAGCGGCAUUCCCAACAGCAGCCAGGCGCAGUCGGGAGGGAGAUUGAGGCGAGCGCAGGACUUAGCGCGGCUGAACCAGUGGGUGAAGGCACAGAAGGUCAUGGCUCAGCAGCCAUUCAAAGGGAAGAAGGCGCUGCAGCGGAUCUGCCGACUGCUGGAGAUUGGAUUCGUUUUCUCUGAGGGCGAUUCGUCCUCCUAGGGACAGACUAGGGAGGGGUGCCAUGCCGUGCCGUGUCGCUGACACGUACGAGUACCGGGCGGUGUUUUCGAACUAGUUCGGAUCACUCGUAGCUGAAGGUGUGGGGUGGGCCCUAUCUCAGCUAAAGAUUGUUGGGCCUCGUGAUGGAUUGUGGGUGAUUUGUUUCAGUCAUUGGGUUUUCGUCCAACCACAAGCUUGACAUGCUAGGCUUACUUUGGCAGAACAUCGCAUCCUAUGGUACUUGGCAUGUUGCAUUCAAUUCCCCAAGGGUAGUAUUUAAUUGCAGUACG